Babesia bigemina is the source of this 711-nucleotide messenger RNA. RefSeq names its product proteasome A-type and B-type family protein, putative. The coding region runs from base 1 to 711 and encodes 236 amino acids. Gene Ontology annotation, biological process: ubiquitin-dependent protein catabolic process. Gene Ontology annotation, cellular component: proteasome core complex, alpha-subunit complex; nucleus; proteasome core complex. The record is from RefSeq and is a predicted model, not a curated record. NCBI's taxonomy places the organism in Eukaryota, Apicomplexa, Aconoidasida, Piroplasmida, Babesiidae. The transcript is spliced from 5 exons.
AUGAGCUACGACCGUGCCAUCACCGUUUUCAGCCCUGACGGGCACCUGAUGCAGGUGGAGUAUGCGAUGGAGACCGUCAAAAAGGGUGGUUGCGUGGUCGGCGUGAAGGGUGUCGACAGCGUGGUCCUGGCCGCGGAGCGCAAGAUGACGACGAAGUUGCAGAUUUCUAAGAGCGCUAAGAAGAUUUUCCAACUCGAUGGGCGCCUCGCCACCGCUUUCGCCGGUCUCAAUGCCGACGCACGAGUUCUGAUCAACAAGACCAGGCUAGAAUGCCAGCGUUACCGGAUGAACACCAACCAGCCGGCGUCAGUUGGCUACAUCUCCAAGUUUAUCGCACGGCUACAGCAGAAGUACACACACCGCGGUGGAGUGCGUCUAUUUGGUGUAGCGCUGCUUCUCAUUGGUUACGACGCCGAUGGAAAGCCGGGUCUCUUCCAGACCGACCCUUCUGGAAUCCACUCCUCAUGGAAGGCACAGUCAAUCGGCCGCUCCUCCACGAGCGCUCAAGAGUUUCUUGAGAAGAACUACACCGAGGACCUGGACGCCAAACAGACGGUCACGCUGUCGAUAAAGGCGCUGGCCGAGGUUAUGGAAGUAUCGGCAAACAACAUCGAAGUGGCCGUAUUGAGCCCCGAUGGCCUUCGCAUACUCGAUGAGCAGGAGAUCAAGGAUUUGCUGCAGCGCAUCGAGGAGGAGAAGGAGCCCAAAUGA